AUGGAAAUAGAUAUACCUGAGGAUUUACUGAUAACUCAAUGUGAGAACCCAGUGGAGGAGAUUGUAAAAGAUGUAUACGGUAUUAGUUUUCCCAACGAGCGCAACCCAAAAUUUUACCAAGGAAGAGCGAUAUUGCGUCCAAGAAAUAUGGACGUUGAUACAAUUAAUGACUAUAUGUUAUCACAGCUACCAGGUGACGAGAAAACUUAUCUAAGCUCUGAUAGCAUUGAUACAUCAGACACAAGCAAAAUAGACAAUAUGGUUUAUACUCAGGAGUAUUUGAAUAGCAUUAAAGUUUCAGGAUUGCCUAAUCAUGUUCUGAAACUAAAGAUUGGUACUCCUAUCAUGUUGCUUCGAAAUAUUGAUCCUAUCGGUGGUUUGUGUAAUGGAACAAGACUGUUGGUGACUCAGAUUGCCAAACAUGUUAUCCAAACUAGACUUAUAACAGGAAAUAAUGUUGGUGAGAAAGUCUUCAUACCAAGAAUGUUUGUUUCUCCUCCUGAAGCAAGAUUCCUUAGAAUGAGACGUAGACAGUUCCCUAUUGUUGUUGCUUUUGCGAUGACAAUAAAUAAAAGUCAAGGCCAGACUUUGCAAAGAGUUGGAUUGUUUUUGCCAAAACCAGUUUUCUCACAUGGUCAGUUGUAUGUUACUGUUUCUAGAACCGUGCCUCCUUUAUAA
Messenger RNA from Brassica oleracea var. oleracea, 678 nucleotides. RefSeq names its product ATP-dependent DNA helicase PIF1-like. The record is from RefSeq and is a predicted model, not a curated record. The transcript is spliced from 2 exons. The coding region runs from base 1 to 678 and encodes 225 amino acids. NCBI's taxonomy places the organism in Eukaryota, Viridiplantae, Streptophyta, Magnoliopsida, Brassicales, Brassicaceae.